Messenger RNA from Vigna umbellata (rice bean), 1936 nucleotides. The record is from RefSeq and is a predicted model, not a curated record. NCBI's taxonomy places the organism in Eukaryota, Viridiplantae, Streptophyta, Magnoliopsida, Fabales, Fabaceae.
AAAAAAAAAGAUUCCAAUAAAUAAAUAUAUGUUGCAGAAGAAUAAUUAAGACUGCAUACGCAUUAGAAUGUGAAGAGUUCCCAAGAAGAGACUAGUAUCUUCGCAUUCCCGCCAACUGCAUAUAUAAAACACAUUCUCUCUUAUUCCGUUCCGUUUAAAUUUCCGCAACUGGUACAAACCCUAAACCAAGAAUACAAUGGUGCCGAAGCCUAAAACCGAAAGUGCAUCGGGUUCCGCCGCCUUCUUCAAACCAGGUACUGUGGUGGAAGUCAGCUCUGAGGAUGAAGGCUUCCGUGGCUCCUGGUUUUCCGGCACCAUCAUCCGCCAUCUUGCUUCUGACAGGUUCCUAGUAGAGUACCACAACCUGAUGGCAGACGAUAAAAGCUCAAAGCAUUUGAGGGAAAUUUUGCAUAUGCGUCAACUGCGGCCCAUCCUCCCACCAGAGACAGACCAAAUAUUCAAAUUUGGGGAUGAGGUUGACGCAUUCUAUAACGACGGUUGGUGGGAGGGAUUUAUAACUGAGGAAUUAGAGAAUGACAGAUUUGCAGUGUAUUUCAGGGCGUCCAAGGAGCAAUUAGUGUUUUCCAAAGAACAACUCAGAAUCCAUCGAGAAUGGUUCGAUCACAAAUGGGUCCCGCCACUCCAACAGAAAAACGAUGAAUCUAAUGAAGCUGCAAAGCCAGAUGAAUCUAAUGAAGCUGCAAAGCCAGAUNCUGAAAUACUGUAUUCAUUAACCACUGAAAGAACCAAGAAUACAAUGGUGCCGAAGCCUAAAACCGAAAGUGCAUCGGGUUCCGCCGCCUUCUUCAAACCAGGUACUGUGGUGGAAGUCAGCUCUGAGGAUGAAGGCUUCCGUGGCUCCUGGUUUUCCGGCACCAUCAUCCGCCAUCUUGCUUCUGACAGGUUCCUAGUAGAGUACCACAACCUGAUGGCAGACGAUAAAAGCUCAAAGCAUUUGAGGGAAAUUUUGCAUAUGCGUCAACUGCGGCCCAUCCUCCCACCAGAGACAGACCAAAUAUUCAAAUUUGGGGAUGAGGUUGACGCAUUCUAUAACGACGGUUGGUGGGAGGGAUUUAUAACUGAGGAAUUAGAGAAUGACAGAUUUGCAGUGUAUUUCAGGGCGUCCAAGGAGCAAUUAGUGUUUUCCAAAGAACAACUCAGAAUCCAUCGAGAAUGGUUCGAUCACAAAUGGGUCCCGCCACUCCAACAGAAAAACGAUGAAUCUAAUGAAGCUGCAAAGCCAGAUGAAUCUAAUGAAGCUGCAAAGCCAGAUGAAUCUAAUGAAGCUGCAAAGCCAGAUGAAUUUGUCCAAGGGGCUAUAGUCGAGGUUAGCAGUGAUGAAGAGGGGUUCAGUGGAGCUUGGUUUGAAGCCACUAUUGUUGAAGCAAAGGGAAAUGACAAGUUCGUUGUUGAGUACCAGACUCUGUUAGCUGAUGAUGAUUCUAAUCUUUUGAGAGAGGAGAUUGAUAUCUUUCACAUAAGGCCUCCUCCGCCCAAUACUAAUGUUGACGGUCAAUUCAAUCUUCUUGACGAAGUGGAUGCCCUGUACAAUGACGGUUGGUGGGUGGGUGUGAUUUCAAAAGUUCUUGCCGACUCCAAGUAUGUGAUUUAUUUCAGGUCUUCUAACGAGGAACUAGAGUUUCAUCACUCCCAUUUGAGGCUGCAUCAGGACUGGAUUCAUGGAAAAUGGGCUAUGCCUUCUAAGGCGAUGAAGUUGUGAACGCUGAAGAUAACAAGAGGUAGAAGAAAAAACCCGGAUUCGGUUCAGUCACUCGUCAGAACUUACCAGUUUGUUCGGAUCCAUACUCGAACUCAUCUCACCGGAUAUGCUAAUGACCACUUUAGAUUCUGAUUGUGUAGCUUUGCUUUAGACAUUGACCUUUGACAUUUUCUGGUAAGUAUAGCCAGUACAUAAUUCUCUCGAAAUUGCAAUUUU